CCCUCCCCUCUCCACACAGACCACCACCUCCUCAUUCCCCAAUGGAUGGCACCGCUGACACCUUCCUCCGCCAGGCCUGUGGGCCGCAUGACGGUCUGACCACACCUCCACGCCAGGCUCGUAAAGCCCCAGGAUGUGUAUAAAUAAGGGAGCAGGAGGAGCAGAAGAACCAGAAGCUGAUCAGACCAGAUGAAGAUGGAGCUCGUCGGGGUUAACUGGGUUCUUGCCGCUGCAGGUUUCUUUCUGUGGACCAGCGUUGGGUCUGCUGCUCCCAUGGUGUGCCACUAUAACUCCAGAGCACUGUGUGAGUUCCAGGGGAAGAACUACUCGCUGGGGGAAAGCUGGAUGGAUAACGCCUGCAUGCAGUGCACCUGUCUGCACCCUGUGGGAGUCGGCUGCUGCGAGACGGUGCAGCGGCCGGUGGACUUCCCCGCGUGGUGUGAGCUGCGUGUGGAGCAGCUGACCUGCAGCGUGUCCCUGGUCCAGACAGCCGACCCCCGCCUGCCCUGCUCCCCCGGGGAGGGCAUGAAGGACCCCGGCCACGGCUCCUUUGAUCUGAAGCAGCAGCAGCUCGACUGGUAGAAGCCAUCUCAGACACCGCUACCUGUUCAAGCUGUUUGCUGUGGAACCAGUACUCACUAGGGUUACAUACCAGUAACCACUUUAUUCACAAACUGUAUCAAUAUAAGACAUAACA
Molecule: messenger RNA, 697 nt
Organism: Notothenia coriiceps (black rockcod)
Lineage: Eukaryota; Metazoa; Chordata; Actinopteri; Perciformes; Nototheniidae
Gene: msmp1
Product: microseminoprotein, prostate associated 1
Exons: 3
Coding region: 190-582 (130 amino acids)
Cellular component (GO): cytoplasm
Source: RefSeq, a predicted model, not a curated record